Molecule: messenger RNA, 423 nt
Organism: Microthlaspi erraticum
Lineage: Eukaryota; Viridiplantae; Streptophyta; Magnoliopsida; Brassicales; Brassicaceae
Source: the annotation of a GenBank genome assembly
AUGGAAGAGGCUGAGCAGAGCAAGAGGAGGAUGAGCUCCCCAUGUACCAAGAGCACUACAAUGCUCUCUUCUCCAUGGACUUUGUGGAGACCAAGUACCCACAUGAUGACACAUGAGAGCCCUUGGAUCUUUGAGGAUGUGGAGUUGGUGCUCAAGAACAUGCAAUUGGGGAAGUUCUUCUCUCACCGCAUGGAGUCUUACAAGGAGUCACUUGAAGGCCACUGGACAAUCAAUGAGGGAGAAGUCAAGCUCCUUGACAUGGGAAUCAAGCCUAUCAUCUCACGCACAAGGAUGGGAAGAAGAUCAGAGGAGAUAGGGCACAUGCAGGAACUCAUGCCUCUCCUUGAGCAGCUCCAAGCCUACAAGGUCACAGCUUACAACACUAGGCACCAAGAGGAAGAAAGCUUAGUGUUGGAGGGGUGA